AUGGGAAAAUAUAUCCUCUUUCUGUUGGUGCUGAUUACUAGUGGACUUUGUUUGGGUGAUGAACUUCCAGGCGGUGUGAAAUGCAUUGACGAAGAGAGACGAGUGCUUCUCACCUUUAAAAAGCAUCUUACUGAUCCUUCAGGCAGGCUUUCUUCUUGGUCAGGCCGCAAUUGCUGUCAAUGGAAUGGUCUUUCAUGCGACAACCACACUGGCCACAUUGUAAAGAUGGAUCUCCGGAACCCAUAUCCAUACACAGCUUUCAAUGAAGAGUGGGAUUCCAUGGACUACCAACAGUCUUGCUUGAGUGGUAAGAUAAAUCCUUCUUUGCUUAGCUUAAAGCAUUUAUAUUACUUAGAUCUAAGCUGGAAUGAUUUUCAAGGGAUUCAAAUUCCCAACUUCUUUGGGCAGCUUACAAGCUUGAGGUAUCUCAAUCUCUCCUAUGCUGCAUUUUCAGGAGAGAUUCCCCAUUUUCUUGGUAACCUCUCAAACAUGAACUAUCUUGACCUUGACAAUAGCCGUCACAGCAACGACCUUUUCGAAACCCUUUCUUCCAAAAGCUUGAGUUGGCUUUCUCAUCUCUCUUCCCUGAAGUACCUCAAUCUCGGAGGAGUUAACCUUGGGUGGGCAGGAGUCAGUUGGUUACAUAUUGUCAACAUGCUUCCCUCAUUACUAGAGUUGCAUUUAUCUGCAUGUGGCAUUGAUUCAAACCAGCUUCCACUCUCUUUACCGACCCUUAACUUCACAUCCCUUUCAGUCCUUGAUAUGUCUGCAAAUUAUUUCAAUUCUUCGAUUCCCAGCUGGUUUUCUAGUCUGACCAGUUUAAGGACACUUGAUCUAAGCCACAAUUCUUUCGUUGGUUCCAUUCCUACUGAAUUUGCUAGCUUCAGAUAUCUUGAACACCUUGAUUUAUCAGCUAAUCAACUUGAAGGUCAAAUUCCUAAACUCAUUGGGAACUUUUGUACCCUAAAGACAUUAAAUCUUGCUGAUAACUUGUUUGAGAAGGAAGGUAUUCGAGAUGUUUUGAAUGGUCUCGCAGACUGUUCAAAUACCAGACUAGAGUUACUAGAUUUGUCCCUCAAUUUGCUGGAAAGCGAAUUGCCUGCCUCCAUAGGAAAGUUACACAAAUUGCAAUAUCUCAGCAUCGCGUUUAACUCCUUCUUUGGAUCAAUUCCAGAAUCUAUUGGAAACUUAUCAUCCUUGAAACUACUGAGCCUCUCUGCGAAUCAUAUGAAUGGAUCCAUUCCUGAAAAUUUGGGACAACUUUCUCAGCUGGUUCACUUAGGACUGUCUCAAAAUUUUUGGGAAGGCACCUUGACAGAAUCUCAUUUCAUAAAUCUCACAAAAUUAGAGUCUUUGUUCAUUGGAACAGACAGGCCUGUGCCUCUUAUUUUCAAUGUUACUUAUGACUCACUUCCUCCUUCCAAACUCCGUCGUAUCAUGAUUGAGAAUUGUCUAGUCGGUGACACAUUUGUCGUCUGGCUUCAAUCACAAGCUGAAUUGUUAAAUGUCAUACUUAGUGGUACUGGAAUUUCGAGCAUACCAGAGGACUGGUUGUUGAAGAUAUCAUCCCAAGUUGAGCGUUUGGAUUUCUCCAACAAUCAAAUCCAAGGAAAGCUUCCAUUUCAAUCCAAGUUUCCAAAAUUGCUUAUACUAGAUUUGAGUCACAAUCGAUUUUCCAAGUCUAUUCCCUUAAAUUUUGGACAACUAAUGCCAAAUCUACGGGAGUUGGUACUGUCUGAUAAUCAUUUAGAUGGUACAAUUCCACCUUCUAUUUGUGAAAUUCCACAUAUUUUGAUCCUUUCUCUAAGAAACAAUCAGCUAUCUGGAGAGUUCCCUCCGGCAUGGAGUUUGUGGAGCGAAAUCACAGUUGUGGACGUCUCAAACAACAAUCUAUCUGGCAAUAUUCCGAGUUCAAUGGCAAUCCCAAGUAGUCUUUUUAUAUUGAAGAUGCAAAACAAUAAUUUUGUUGGCGAAAUUCCUUCUUCCUUGCAAAAUUGCUCCAUGUUGAGUAGAAUUGAUCUUGGAGGUAACAAGUUGUCUGGAAAUCUACCUUCAUGGAUAGGAUCAAGAUCAAUGGUGACAUUGCGUAUGCUACAGUUGCGUUCAAACUCGCUUAGUGGUCACAUUCCCCAAGACCUGUGCAAUCUUUCCGACCUCCAUGUCCUGGACCUUGCUCAUAACAACUUUUCAGGUACCAUUCCAAAGUGCUUGAAUAAUAUCACUUCUAUGGGAGGUGAAGAGUCCACAGCUUGGUCUCCCUACGACAUGUAUGCUGAGCAAACAACAAUAAUGUCGAAAGGAAGAGAACUCGAAUAUGGUCAUUCCAGUGUAAAAUUGGUGAAGAGUGUUGAUCUUUCCUCAAAUAACUUGGAUGGUGAAAUUCCCGAAGAGAUAAGCAGUCUCAUUGCAUUGGGUACCUUGAACUUGUCGAGGAAUCAUUUACAUGGAAAGAUUCCCUCCACCAUUGGAAACAUGAGUUCGCUGGAAACACUUGAUCUCUCACACAAUCACCUUCUUGGAGAGAUUCCUCAAAGCUUGUCUGCCUUGAACUUCUUGAAUCACUUGAGCUUGUCUUACAACAACUUUUCUGGAAGAAUUCCUUCCGGCGAUCAACUCCGAACACUGACCGAUCCAUCCAUUUAUGAAGGCAAUCCAUCAUUGUGCGGCUUUCCUCUUUCAACAAAGUGCCCCGGAGAUGACAAACCUACUACCAGUGGGAAUCUUCCUGUCCAAGAUAAUGAUGAAGAUGGCAAUGAAAAGCUUGGUCUCUAUGUUAGCAUUGCGCUUGGCUUUAUCAUAGGCUUCUGGGGUGUCUGUGGCACAUUGCUUGUGAAGAAAUCAUGGAGGCAUGCCUAUUUCCGAUUCUUUGACGACAAUAAAGUGAAGAUAAUAGUGGCAAUUGCAGUGAAAGUGGCUCGUCUCCGAAGAAGGAACCUUUGAUUACUGAUCUGUGUGUUCUACUUUUCUGUGAAGCAAAGUCGAUUUGUUUUCCAUCUUCUGUAACAUGUUUCAAUAAGAUGAUCACAUGACAAC
Molecule: messenger RNA, 3033 nt
Organism: Fragaria vesca subsp. vesca
Lineage: Eukaryota; Viridiplantae; Streptophyta; Magnoliopsida; Rosales; Rosaceae
Product: LRR receptor-like serine/threonine-protein kinase GSO1-like
Exons: 1
Coding region: 1-2940 (979 amino acids)
Molecular function (GO): protein binding; RNA binding
Source: RefSeq, a predicted model, not a curated record